AGGUCUGGAGCAUGUCGGGAAAAGAGGGCGGAGACUAAGGUUCCACCCGCUCGGCCGGCGGGGGAUUGCGUUGCGGUGUUUCGGGUGGAAUUCCUGUGUGAGAAGAAAACUUGUCCCGGUGUGGCCGGGGAGCCUAGGUCCUAUUGCACUUUUUGAGUCCACGCCCGUCUGGGAGAGGGAGGUGAGUCCAACUAUCCAUUGCCAGGAAAUCUGUUUAAACUAGGGAAACUUUCCAUAUAAAAACUUAGAAUGAAAGAAUCUUUGGAUGGUGGAUGUGACAAAGCCAUAGUACCACAGAGGCUUUUGGACAAAAUUAAAGAAGAACCGCAUGAUGCUCAAGAAUAUGAACAGGUUCAACCGCCAAAAACUGAAGAAAAUGAACUGAAAAUUAGUGCAGUAUUUUCAGUUAGCGACAGUCCUCUUGAGCACGUUGCUCAAACUGCAGGAACUGUUCAUCAUCAGCAUUUAAAUAAAGGAAACAGUGCAGUUAUAUCAGAAGGUGGUAUAUUCCAACAGUUGACCCCGGGCUUUCAGCUUGCACAGUCUGGCCCAAACACAUCUCUUCCUUCAGUUCCAGCUGUAGCUCCUCAGGUUUAUUGUUCUGCUUGUAAAAGAAUGCUUUAUAAGGGCCAAACUGCCUACCACAAGACAGGAUCUACUCAGUUCUUCUGUUCUACACGAUGUAUUACUGAAUAUUCUUCAUCUGUCUGCCUACCACCUCCUCCCAAGAAAACCUGCACAAACUGCUCAAAAGCCAUUUUAAAUCCAAAGAAUGUGAUCACAACCCAGUUUGAAAAUUCCUCUUCUAGCAAAGAUUUCUGCAGCCAAUCAUGCUUGUCUUCUUAUGAACUGAAGAAAAAACCUGUUGUAACUAUAUAUACCAAUGGGAUUUCGACUAAGUGUAGUAUGUGUCAGAAAAAUGCUUAUAUUCGAUUUGAAGUUAAAUACCAAAAUGUGGUACAUGGUCUUUGUAGUGAUGCCUGUUUUUCAAAAUUUCACACUACCAACAACCUCACUAUGAACUGUUGUGAAAACUGUGGGAGCUAUUGCUAUAGUAGCUCUUACCAAUCACAGAAGGUUUUUAGUUCAACAAGCAUCACAGCAUACAAGCAGAAUUCAGUGCAGAAGCCUCCCUAUGCCUUGGGGAAAUCAUUGAGGCCCUCUGCUGAAAUGAUUGAGACUACAAAUGACUCAGGGAAAACUGAGCUUUUCUGCUCUGUUAACUGCUUAUCUGCCUACAGAGUUAAGACUGUUACUUCUUCAGGUCUUAAGGUUUCCUGUCACAGUUGUAAGACCUCAGCAAUCCCCCAGUAUCACUUAGCCAUGUCAAAUGGAACCAUAUAUAGCUUCUGUAGCUCCAGCUGUGUGAUGGCUUUCCAGAAUGUAUUUAACAAGCCAAAGGGAACAAACUCUUCAGUAGCAACCCUGUCCCAGGGCCAAGUGGUCGUGAGUGUGCCUUCAGGGUCAGCAGUAUCCACAGCUGCCUCCACCAACCCCUUCAGUAGUCCAGUCAGCGGCCCCGCUGCAGCUGCCCUCCAGACUCUUGCUGAACAAUCCCAGCAGAUUGCUUUAACCAAUACAUUUAUGAAACUCAUAUGUCACUACUGUACCCAUCAAUUUGCCACAAAACCAGAGCUGCUUUUCUACAAGGGUAGAAUGUUUCUGUUUUGUGGCACAACUUGCUCUGAGGAAUACAAAAGAAGAAAUAAAGUCAUGGCAAUGUGUGACUACUGUAAACUGCAGAAAAUCAUAAAGGAAACUGUGCGAUUCUCAGGAGUUGACAAGCCAUUCUGUAGUGAAGUUUGCAAGUUCCUGUCUGUUCGAGACUUUGGAGAACGAUGGGGAAACUACUGUAAGAUGUGCAGCUAUUGUUCACAAGUAUCACCAAAUUUGGUAGAAAAUCGAUUGGAGGGCAAGUUAGAAGAGUUUUGUUGUGAGGAGUGCAUGUCCAAAUUCACAGUUCUAUUUUAUCAGAUGGCCAAGUGUGAUAGUUGUAAACGACAGGGUAAGCUGAGUGAGUCCAUCAAGUGGCGAGGCAACAUCAAGCAUUUCUGUAACCUGUUCUGUGUCCUGAAGUUCUGCCAUCAGCAAAGUAUGAAUGAACCUAUUCCACAAAAUAAAGUGGGUGCUCCUAAGACAAUAGCUGCGCUGAUCAAGCACCCUUCUACAAGGAAAGCUACAACACCAGUUAUAACCAGUGUGGUGUCAUUGGCAAAAAUACCUCCUACCCAACCCACAGGAAACACUAACCGUGUUUUAAAAGGUACUACUACCAGUGAGGCAGCCAAGAUAAUUAAAGAUGGCUUGAACUCUGGGCCUAGGCAUUGCCCCUCAGCUCUUCAGCUCAAGGAAUCUACGCCAACAAUGACCCUGAAACUUCUGCCUCCCCAGUGUUCUCAGCCUCCCAAGCUUCAGAAGAACAAAGGUAUAUUGUGUAAGCCGGUCACACAGACCAAGGCCACCUCUUGCAAACCACAUUUGCAGCACAUAGAAUGUCAGACAGAUUUACCUAUGCCUAAUGAGAGAAAUGAUGCACAACCCGAUUCUCCACCUGCAAAGAAAAAUAGAAUAGGGUUUUUCCAGACUUAUGAUGCAGAAUAUUUAAAAGUCGGUUUUAUCAUGUGUCCUGGAUCAAAAGAGAGUUCACCAAGGCCACAAUGUGUCAUUUGUGGAGAGAUCUUACCCAGUGAAAGCAUGAGGCCAGCAAGCCUUUCUCAUCACUUGAAGACAAAACAUUCAGAAUUGGAAAACAAGCCAAUAGAUUUUUUUGAACAAAAAUCUCUUGAAAUGGAACGUCAAAACAGUUCUUUAAAAAAAUGUUUACUAGUUGAAAAGUCACUUGUGAAAGCUUCUUAUUUAAUUGCUUUCCAAAUUGCUGCCAGCAAGAAGCCAUUCUCCAUUGCUGAAGAAUUAAUUAAACCAUAUUUAGUAGAAAUGUGUUCAGAAGUUUUGGGUUCAAGUGCAGGAGACAAAAUGAAAACCAUUCCUCUUUCUAAUAAUACAAUUGGCUAUAGGAUUGAAGAGCUCUCUGCAGAUGUUGAAGAUCAGCUGAUUCAGAAGGUCAGAGAGUCGAAGUGGUUUGCCCUUCAGAUAGAUGAGUCAUCCGAAAUCUCAGACGUCACCCUUCUCUUGUGCUAUAUUCGUUUCAUUGACUAUGAUUGUAGUGAUGUAAAAGAAGAAUUAUUAUUUUGCAUUGAAAUGCCUUCUCCAGUCUCUGGUACUGAGAUCUUCGAAGUAAUAAAUAAAUACAUUGAUAGCAAAUCCCUGAGUUGGAAACAUUGUGUUGGUCUCUGUACUGAUGGAGCUACCAGCAUGACUGGCAGGUAUUCUGGUUUAAGGUCAAAAAUUGAGGAAGUGGCCAUGAAUACAAUGGCAUUCACACAUUGUUUUAUUCACCGGGAACAUCUGACAGCUGCAACGAUAUCUGCAUGCUUACAAGAAAUUCUUUUACAGUCAGCACAAAUUUUAAGUUUCAUAAAAAGCAAUGCAUCAAACUCACGAAUGUUAACGAUAUUGUGUGAAGAGCCAGGGUCUGAGCAUGUGAAUCUACCACUUCAUGCUGAGGUUCGUCAGAUAUCAAGAGGGAGAGUUUUAACGAGAUUGUUUGAAUUGCGAAAUGAAGUUGAAAUAUUUUUAAAUCAGAAACAUUCAGAUUUGGCUUCUUAUUUUCAUGAUGAGGAAUGGGUUGCAAAGUUGGCCUAUUUAGCAGAUAUAUUUUCGCUUAUAAACGAAUUACAUUCAGGUCUCCAAGGAAGCAUGACGACUUUCUUCAGUUUGUAUAACAAAAUGGACAUAUUUAAGGAAAAGUUAAAAUUGUGCUUGAAGUACACACAGGAGAGUGAUUAUGACAUGCUUCCUUCGUUAUCUGAGUUUGUGAAAUCAACAGACUUAAAUGUGAAAAGCAUUACAAGCAUCAUUUUUGAGCAUCUGCAAGGACUUUUUCAAUUGUUCCAUGACUGUUACCCACCAGAAAGAGACUUGCGUUCAGGAAAUUUGUGGAUAGUUAAUCCUUUUAUGAAUCACCAAAAUAAUAAUUUUACUGUUGUGGAAGAAGAAGAACUGACAAAGUUAUCUUCAGAUUUAGGAUUGCAAUCAGUAUUUAAAUCAGUGUCUGUAACUCAGUUUUGGAUAAAUGCAAAGGCAGAUUAUCCAGAACUCCAUGAAAAGGCAAUGAAAUUUUUAUUGCCCUUUUCUACUGUUUACUUGUGUGAUGCUACCUUUUCAGCUUUGGCUGAGUCAAAACAGAGAAGCUUGUUGAUUUCUGGCCCUGCUCUACGACUGGCAGUCACAUCCUUAAUUCCAAGAGUAGAAAAGUUAGUGAAGGAGAAAGAAUAGCAACCUGCAUAUUGCUUAUCAUUAGAGUCUAUAAUUUUGUGUGAAAUUUUGUAUAAGUAUCCUACAAUAUAAUUUCCUAGUGUGGAUUUGUGUUUUCAAUAAUUAAAGUCUUUAAUAAUUUU
Messenger RNA from Dipodomys spectabilis (banner-tailed kangaroo rat), 4457 nucleotides. It is a transcript of the gene Zmym6, whose product is annotated as zinc finger MYM-type containing 6. The record is from RefSeq and is a predicted model, not a curated record. The coding region runs from base 250 to 4335 and encodes 1361 amino acids. NCBI's taxonomy places the organism in Eukaryota, Metazoa, Chordata, Mammalia, Rodentia, Heteromyidae. The transcript has 18 exons. Gene Ontology annotation, molecular function: zinc ion binding.